UUUUGAAAACUGCCCGAUUGUGUCAGUUUUCAAAGAGGAUACCAGCAAAUGAGGUGUGCUACAGAGCUGCAGCCAUAAGGGAUGUUUGCCUGAGUCUGGGAAAACAACAGAACCAGAGUACUGAACUUUCCUUUUUCUCACUACACGUUUUGUUCCACCCCUUUUUGCUUAUCACCCUUCAACCAGCUCCCAUUUUCUUUCUUUUUGGGAAAGGAACUGUCACUGCAAGGGAAGGUACACCUUUUUAUAUUAAACUCCAAGUCAUGGAACUCUUUUCUUCCCUGACUCCAGUCUUUAUAGCAAUUAUAUGUGUUUUGAUUGGGAUAAUCCUGAAAAGCAACAGGAAAAACAGCAAGAAAGGGAAGCGCGAGACUAAAAAUAAGUCUGAAUCUCGCCCAUGGGUGGAUGAUGACCUCAGAGACAGCACUGAUCUUCAUGUAGAGGAAGAAGAUGCUGAUGGUGACUGGCAGGGAUUAGAUGAAAACAUUGCACAUGUCUCCUUCUCUGCUGAGCAUUACUCCGAGGGUGAAAUGAUUAAAAGGUCAAAGGAAUUUUAUGAGCUUCUCAGUAAGAGACGGUCUGUCAGAUUUAUAAGUGAUGAGCCGGUCCCCAGGGAGGUCAUUAAUAAUGUCAUCAAAGCAGCAGGAACUUCUCCCAGUGGAGCACACACUGAGCCUUGGACCUUUGUGGUAGUGCAGGAUCCUGAAGUAAAGCAGAGGAUUCGGGAGAUCAUCGAAGAGGAGGAGGAAAUAAACUACAAGAAAAGAAUGGGAGACCGAUGGGUUAAUGACCUGAAGAGACUGAGAACAACUGGAUAAAGAUACCUGGACUACAGCUCCUAUCUGAUCCUCAUUUUAAAGCAAGUGUAUGGGAUGCUUCCAAACGGCCAAAGAAGAACACCAUUACUCAAUGAGAUCAUGUUAUUGCCUGUGGUUAUUCUCUUUGCUGCACUGCCAGCAUGCCAAGAGGCAGGAGGAAGGCUGGGGCUUUCUGCACAGCGACAGAACGUGGGUCUGGUCACAGUGACCUCUACACCUCUGAAUUGUGGCCCUCGCCUCAGGGUGCUGCUCCAACGCCCAAAAAACGAGAAAUUACUCUUGCUGCUCCCUGUUGGGUACCCCAGCAAAGACGCCACUGUGCCUGAUUUGACACGAAAGCCACUGGAUGACAUUAUGGUGGUUAUGUGAGCAUGGAACAGCCAAAGAAACUAUUAAAAUGCUCACUGUAAAGCAACAGCCCACUAUCUGCUGCUUUUCUCUGUCUAUUAUACACAGCUUAUCUUUGUCCCCUUAAAUGUACUUGUGGGUCUGGCUGUUUAUACCCAUAUGCCUUCUUAGCACUAGUAAUUGCAGCGGCUGCCUCCAGUAAUAGCAGCAAUCAAGCUCUGUGAAUCUGACAGCUGCUAUUAUUGAUGAACCUGGUUGAUUGUUCCAGGGGAUAUGCACAAUAGCACUUCAGUUGCUUUUAUCGCUUCAGUUUCCUCUCCCCGCUAGGGAGCAACUGGUUCCCUGAAUUGGAAAGAACCUCCUCAUCCUGAUAUCUUUUGAUUGUCACUUGCACAGUUAUCUUCACUUUGGGGGUUUCAGCACAGCAAGAUAGCAGAGAGUAAGCCGUUUGUACAUUGCUUGAUGUACACCAGUCAAAGAUCCCCUGCCCACCAGCUGCAUUAUCCUUUGCAGAGGAAAAGGAUAUCGUCACAUAUGUUAGUACUACUUCUGCUUGACUGAGCUACGUGGAGGCCUUAUCUAAGCUAGAUGUUUUUUCUAAACUUCCUUCCUUUGCUGCCACUGGUGCAAGUCCCAAUUAGGGGAAAUCUAGGGCAGACAGGGUACCCACGAUGUUCUAACUGCUGUCAUCUACAUGUGCUCUGGGCAGUUAGGUGGCAUGACAGUGAAAAUGCUGGUUUCCUGUCAAUGCUAGUGCUCCCAUCAUUGCUGCCCCUAGUGAAGCAAAUAGAGGGUAUGUCUACACUGCAAUUAAUAACCCAUGGUUGGCCCUCACCAGCUGACCUGGAUUCAGGCCAAGGGGCUGUUUAAUUGAAGUUUAGCUAUUCAGGCUUUGGCUGGAGCCCAGGCUCCAGGACCCUGCAAGGUGGGAGGGUCCUAUAGAGGAAGCCACAAUACUGACUUUGGAUCUGUCUGCACACACAGGUGCUCUGGCUUAACUGAAGUUGUCAUUUUAAACUGAUUUUGUUAAAUGCAUGCAAAAGACUGUGUGCAUGGACAGUCUUAUUUUGGAGCGUUUUACUAAGGCAAGUGAAAUGUCAACCUACUACAUCAUUUCUUUAGGAUCUGGUUAAUAUUCAAAGAACCUGGCUAAAAAUUCUGGCUUCCUGGCUGGGUAGCCUGCCUCCUCUUACACUGAAAAGGAUGAGCAUAUUUCUAAACACCCAUCCUCUUUCUGGCAUUUCUCUCGUUUAUGUAUUGCUAUGAAAGCUUUUCAUUACAAGGACAGUCCAUAUUUUAUUAUAUCAUAGUUCCAGAGGAGGAGGAGGUCACAUUUUCCCAAUAAAAUGCAAUACAAAGGCUAACAGAUAACAGUAAAAAAAAAACCAUUUACUUGUCAUUCUAUUUACAAUGCAGAUACUUUACUGGAGCAUUAAGUAAGCAGGUCAGGGGACCUGUAGGAAGCCGGCAGGUUGUCUUAAGAUAAAGCUCUUUAAUAAUUUCCUUAUAAAACCAUCUAAUUCCUGCACAUAACCACCACAUGUGCAAGUAUGUUCCCCUUUCUCUAUAACCACUGCAACAGCAAAAAUAUUGCUUUUAACUGGAGUCAAAUGCCAUCUAUGUGGUCAUUUAUAAACAAUUUCUAUGAGCUACUCUCUUGUUUUGCUCUAAACUAGACUUCGGUUUAUUAGGAAGAGGUUAAUCUAUACAAAACUAAGGCCUUGUCUAUGGGGAAAAGUUGUACUGGAGUGACUUCAAUUAGUUUUUAAAGGAGUGUAGUUAAAUUGGCACAAAGCUGUGUAUGGACACACAUUUCGGUUUAGCUUACAUCUGUUCCCAGUUGACUUAAGCUAAACCAAAGUUCCUUUUAAACUGAAAUGAGUGCGCCCACCUACAGGUUUCAACUUGUUUAACUGAACCAGUUUAAUUAAACCAGUGUGUGAGCAAGGUUUUAUAUUAUAGGGUGGUGGUUAAAAGAAAGAACACAAAAUGAACUGUCAAAAAUCAAAAACUGUUUUCUUUUUCCAUUCGUUGACUCUGGAAAUUAACAAAUUAACACAUCAAAAAGAACGUGAGCCUGUAAAUUGUAAAUCAAUUGUGUGGAAAUGACUCUGUUGAAGAUUCCAUCCAGCAAAGAUCCUUUGACACUGCAAAGCACAUGUAAAAACCAAAAAAAAAAAUCAAUCCAAAUACAACCAUCUUUAUAGUAUUACAACUGUUGAUGACACUGUACGAGAGAACCUUUUCAAUCACGUUGAAUGCUGCUGUUAUGUCAAGCCUGCUUAGAUCUGCCAAUAUUCUACAACUAUGCUAUCAUUUUUAAGACAGAGGUGAAAUUGGAAGAUAAGAAAUUUUGCUCUUGU
This is a messenger RNA of Chelonoidis abingdonii (Abingdon island giant tortoise), 3529 nucleotides long. The record is from RefSeq and is a predicted model, not a curated record. Lineage: Eukaryota; Metazoa; Chordata; Testudines; Testudinidae.